Molecule: messenger RNA, 546 nt
Organism: Helobdella robusta
Lineage: Eukaryota; Metazoa; Annelida; Clitellata; Rhynchobdellida; Glossiphoniidae
Exons: 6
Coding region: 1-546 (181 amino acids)
Source: RefSeq, a predicted model, not a curated record
AUGGUUGGAAAUAAAGCUACAGAAAGAGCUAAAGAGAUAGCGCUUAGCAAAAGAGUCAAAUAUCCGAAAGGUCACCCGGAGUCAAAUAUCCAAAAGGUCACCAGGAGUCAAAUAUCCAAAAGGUCACACGGGGUCAAAUAUCUAAAAUGUCACCAGGAGUCAAAUAUCCGAAAGGUCACCCGGAGUCAAAUACCCAAAAGGUCACCCGGAGUCAAAUAUUCAAAAGAAAAGUCUCAUGAACAACAUGUGGAUGAGGGAGGACUGGAGAGGAAUUUUAGAGAGGCCCUAGCCAAGUCUGCUAGGAUGCUAGGCAAGAAGGCACCCAGCGAACUGCAUAUAGGGGCUCUAUUUGGAUCAUCUACCCUCUCCAUACUUAACUGCGAUAAAACUUCUAAAAUGCUCACUAACUCCGAAUGCAAAGUCGGUGAAGGAAGGACCGAUCCAGGUCUUGAAAUUGAAAACACAAUAAAAUCAGAUUUGUUUAAUGUCAAUUUAAUCGCAUCGGCUUCAAAAGUUGUUACGGCGAGUAAUUCAACAGUUUUUUAG